Molecule: messenger RNA, 1248 nt
Organism: Trypanosoma conorhini
Lineage: Eukaryota; Euglenozoa; Kinetoplastea; Trypanosomatida; Trypanosomatidae
Product: mitogen-activated protein kinase, putative,protein kinase
Exons: 1
Coding region: 1-1248 (415 amino acids)
Biological process (GO): intracellular signal transduction; protein phosphorylation
Cellular component (GO): cytoplasm; nucleus
Molecular function (GO): MAP kinase activity; ATP binding
Source: RefSeq, a predicted model, not a curated record
AUGCUGACGGGCGUCUCCGCGCCGGACUCGGAGGGCAGGGUGACAUACACCUUCAACAGCCAGUCAAAAGUGGAGGUUCCUCAGCGGUACGAGGUGAAGGGCAUAGUGGGACGCGGGGCUUAUGGUAUUGUCUGUAGUGCGGUGGACCUUAGAACGGGGGACGACGUCGCCAUUAAAAAAAUCACCAACGUCUUUGGUGACCUCGUGGACGGCAAGCGCAUCUUGCGUGAGGUGAAGCUGCUGGGGUUUCUGCGGCAUCCCAACCUACUGUCCCUCAAGGAUCUCUACCGCCCCUCCGCCCCGGACUUCUCCGACCUGUACCUUGUGUCCGAGCUCAUGUCCUCGGACUUGUACACCAUUCUCAAAUCAAACUCCGUGAAGCUGGCGGAGGUGCACUGCCAGUACUUUACGUACCAGCUUCUGUGUGCGCUGCACUACAUUCAUAGCGCCAACGUUAUCCACCGGGACCUGAAGCCCGCCAAUAUAUUGACCAACGCCGAGUGCGAUGUGAAGCUGUGCGACUUUGGCCUUGCACGGGGAAGGGGGCUCCGGAUGACGCACUACGUCGUGACGCGUUGGUAUCGGCCACCCGAGCUGCUGCUUAUGAGUGACGAUUACGAUGGGGCGAUUGACUUGUGGGGGGUGGCGUGCAUCGCGGUGGAGAUGUUCACGCGCCGGCCGCUCUUCCCUGGUUGCGACUACAUCCACCAGCUGAACCUCAUCACAGAACUCUUAGGCCUCCCCGACAUCGCGCGCGACUUGCCCCACGUGAACUCGGAGGGGGCACUCAGCUACGUGCGCUCGCUCCCCCCGCGGGAGCGGCAGCCGCUGGAGACCGUCUGCCCCACGCUGAGGGACAAGUACUUGGGCUCCAUUCGCUACAACGUGGAGGGCGGCGAGGACGCGGGGAGGGCGGCGUGGGACGGCGCCAACGAGGGGGAAAAGGGGCCUGCGGAUGCGGACACGGCGCCGGCCCCGGCAGCCCCGGCAGGGGGCGGGGAGGAGCGGUACGCGUUGUUUAAGGACUUCCUCUUCCGGCUGCUCACGUACAACCCGAAGCAGCGCAUGACGGCGAAGGAGGCGCUGGCGCACCCGUGGCUGCGCGAGGUCCGGGACAACUGCGGCGGAGAGGAGGUUGAGACGGAGGCGGGGAAGCAGUUCUUUUGGGACCUCGACAGCACCGAACUCAGCGCUGCCCAGCUGCGGCAGCUGGUGACGGACGAGGUUGCAACGUACAAGGAACAGUAA